Molecule: messenger RNA, 1366 nt
Organism: Carassius gibelio (silver crucian carp)
Lineage: Eukaryota; Metazoa; Chordata; Actinopteri; Cypriniformes; Cyprinidae
Product: glyoxylate reductase/hydroxypyruvate reductase
Exons: 9
Coding region: 110-1102 (330 amino acids)
Cellular component (GO): cytosol
Molecular function (GO): NAD binding; glyoxylate reductase (NADPH) activity; hydroxypyruvate reductase [NAD(P)H] activity
Source: RefSeq, a predicted model, not a curated record
AGACACUUUCACCUACUUUUUUCUUGUGCUACCACAUGUAAAUAGGGAAGCAUACGUGGAUUUCUGCUGCUGUCGUUUUCCAAGUGAAAUAUAUCCGUUUCACCUUUAAAUGUUCAAGAUGAGCACGCAGCAGACGCUGAAAGUGUUCGUCACGAGACGCAUUCCGCAGGAGGGCAUGCAAAUACUCCAAAAAGCCGGGAUGUGUAAUCUGUCAGUGUGGGACUCUGAUGAGCCUGUGCCCCGGGCAGAGCUCCUUCAGGGGGUGGCAGGUGCUCAUGGGCUUAUCUGUUUACUCUCAGACAAAAUUGAUGCUGAGGUCUUGGAUGCGGCUGGACCCAAUUUGAAAGUGAUCAGCACUCUUUCUGUGGGAUUUGACCAUCUUGCCAUAGAUGAGAUAAAGAAACGAGGGAUAAGAGUAGGCUACACGCCUGAUGUUUUGACAGAUGCUACUGCUGAGCUGACAGUGGCUCUGCUCUUGGCCACAUGCCGACGUCUUCCCGAGGGUGUAGAGGAGGUGAAAAAUGGCGGCUGGAGUACAUGGAAGCCCCUGUGGCUGUGUGGUUAUGGUCUUUCGGGCAGUACUGUUGGGGUGAUUGGUUUGGGCCGCAUAGGUUUGGCCAUUGCAAGGCGACUAAAGCCUUUUGGAGUGAAGAGACUGCUGUACACAGGCAGACAACCCAAACCUCAGGCUCAAGAGAUUGAUGGGGAAUAUGUGCCUUUAGAUACUCUGGUGAGAGAGAGUGAUUUUGUGGUGGUGUCUUGUUCUUUGACUCCUGACACUCAAGGCCUUUGUGACACAACUUUCUUCGGCAAGAUGAAGAAAACGGCAAUCUUCAUCAACACCAGCAGAGGGGCGGUUGUGAAUCAAGAGGACUUGUUUGAAGCCCUCAGCAGUGGUCAGAUUGCAGCAGCGGGGCUUGAUGUUACAACCCCUGAACCUCUGCCCACCGACCACCCACUGCUGACCCUUAAAAACUGUGUGGUUCUCCCUCACAUCGGCAGUGCCACCUACUCCACACGUGGUGUCAUGAGUGAACUGACGGCAAACAACUUGCUGGCAGGCCUGACCGGCUCUGAAAUGCCCACUGAGUUGAAACUGUAGUGCUCUGGAAUGCAGAUGUCAUUAUAUGAAUGGAAAUUCAGUAGCAUACAUCCAUCCAAUAAAUCCACUGCAUUAACUAGAUGAGAAUAGAAGGGAUAAAAAUUAAUCUCGCUUGGUAAAUCUUGAUCAUGACAAUUUAAUAUGUUAAAGAUGCACAUUUGUUCUACUGUGAUAUCGCACAUUCAAAUGCCCUUUUACACUAAAAGCUGAAGUAGAAUGAAUGUAAUAGGUAUUUAAUUUGUAACAAUAAAGGAUUUAUUGAAA